AUGGAUCCUCGAUUCGGCACCAGGAACAGCUUUUCCAGCACAGUGAUCCUAUACUCGUCUGUCUCGCCGAAUCAGACCACGGCCGAAGCGAUUCUGAUAUUAAAUUACAUAGUGGGCGUGGAAGCCAUGAGAGGCAGUCAAGCAAGACGUGCCCUGAUCCGUGCAAUUUCCAGGGAUUCGAAACGUUCUCCAAUCACCUGA
This is a messenger RNA of Penicillium lagena, 201 nucleotides long. RefSeq lists its product as uncharacterized. The transcript has a single exon. Lineage: Eukaryota; Fungi; Ascomycota; Eurotiomycetes; Eurotiales; Aspergillaceae. The coding region runs from base 1 to 201 and encodes 66 amino acids. The record is from RefSeq and is a predicted model, not a curated record.